This is a messenger RNA of Rubroshorea leprosula, 2048 nucleotides long. NCBI's taxonomy places the organism in Eukaryota, Viridiplantae, Streptophyta, Magnoliopsida, Malvales, Dipterocarpaceae. The record is from the annotation of a GenBank genome assembly.
AUUUCCAUAUCUCUCUUCAAUUUUCUGGUUAUCCAAGAAUCUAUCUUGGAUAGAUAUGAUAAUGUCCUGAAACCCUGCAAAAUCAAGUCCAACCAUCAAAUACCCAUUUCUUAAUCUUCCUUGAAUUGUGUUGGGUGUGUUUGAUUUUGUUGUAUUGCUUUGGGUGUGUAUGUGCUGCUCUGUUUCAGUUUCAUCCUCUGUUCAUGGCUGCGGCGGCUACCACGGUUUCGCAAAUCUUUCAGAGCCAUAAUGGGGAUAACAGCGGCAAUGAGGUCAGCCGGCAGGAGAUACAGGCGGCCAUUGCAAAAGCAGUGGAGCUGAGGGCUCUACAUGCAGCUUUGAGGCAAGGAACUAGUCCUGCUAAUCUCAGAUACCAAUCCUCUGCUUCCCCUGCUUCACGCUCUGUUUCUCAAUUCUCUGCUCAAGAUUACCCUGUUUUUACCCCUACUUAUGAAGAUGAACCAUUACCUGGAUAUCAAAUUCCUGCAAAGCAAAGAGCAUUAUCAGGAAGUUGGGAUGGAUAUGGCAUAGAAGCAGCAAGUGGAAGUGAAACUGUUCUCUCAGAUUACAGGAAGGAGAAUUCAGCAUCAAGGAAACGGUUCCCUCCUCCUGGUUUGUCCACCUUAGAAUCCCAUGUUUGUCCUGUUGAAAAUAAUAGAUCCCCAACUGGUUCUGUCAAAAGCCAAAUUAUUGGUCUCAAAACAUCACCAGGAACAGAAGUGUACAAGUCAAUUAGGAGGAACAGUUUGGGGGACUUCAAGUCAGUUUCAUCCUGUAACAGAUGCAAGCCUGCUGUCAUAACCACUGAAUCUGAAAGUGUCAGGCAUUCUAACACUGUGGUGCCAUUGACAGAUUCUCACUCAUCUAUUCAAUCCAGGCGUAAGAGUCGUGGGGUGAUUUCAUGGCUCUUCCCCCGGUUGAAGAAGAAACAUAAGAAUGAGAAUUCGCCUAUUCCGACAGAAUCCGGGGAAGUUUCACAAUUUUAUAAGGACCUUGGAAUGCUGUCAAUUGAAACAUUGAAGAGGAAGCUAGCAGAAGCAAAUGAGAAUAAGGAUGCCGCCGUAAUGGAAGUUGCUGAGAUGAAAUCUUCAUUAGGAGAGUUAAGGCAGAAGCUGGAGAACCUGGAAGGUUACUGUGAAGAGCUCAAGAAAGCCUUAUACCAAGUAAAUGAUUCUCAAGUCCAUGAAAGGACUGGAAAUUUUCCUAGGAGAGGGAAAUCCAUUGAUGGCAAUGGAGAAAAGUUGAUGCCUUUCAGUGAGGAAGUAAUGAUAGAGGGCUUCUUACAGAUGGUGUCGGAAGCAAGGUUGUCUGUUAAACAGUUCUGCAAGACACUAAUUGGACAGGUUGAAGAGACUGAUAACACCCUAACUGACAAUCUGAAUUUGCUUCUUCAACCAUAUAAACUGACACUGUGUAACUCAAAGCCAGUACUGUACCAUUUGGAAGCCAUCAUAAACCAGUCGCUCUACCAAGAUUUUGAGAAUUGUGUGUUUCAGAAGAACGGCUCCCCAAAGAUCUUGGAUCCAUUACAAGAUCGCCAAGCACAGUUUUCAUCAUUUGUUGCAUUGAGAAAUCUAAGCUGGAAUGAAGUACUAAGGAAGGGGACAAAAUUUUACAGUGAAGAAUUUAGCAAGUUUUGUGAUCAGAAGAUGAGUUUGAUCAUCAGCACACUGAAUUGGACAAGGCCAUGGUCUGAACAGCUGCUUCAAGCUUUCUUUGUUGCUGCCAAGUGCAUAUGGUUGCUCCAUUUGCUUGCAUUUUCGUUCAGUCCUCCAUUGGCAAUUCUAAGGGUGGAAGAGAACAGAAGCUUUGAUUCUCAUUACAUGGAAGACAUGUUCAUGGAUAGGCAAAGGGCACAUGGUCCUAGCCGGGUUAAGAUCAUGGUAAUGCCAGGAUUUUAUGUUCAGGAUAGGGUUAUAAGAUGUAAGGUUCUUUGCAGGUAUAAAUCUGCAACUUAAGUAACUUAGUAUUGAAUUCCGAAGUAUUUUUUUUAAAAGAGUUAUUUUAAUCAAGGGGGAAUAUGUAACUAACAAAAAGAUGUCAAUAAU